Molecule: messenger RNA, 1254 nt
Organism: Sporisorium graminicola
Lineage: Eukaryota; Fungi; Basidiomycota; Ustilaginomycetes; Ustilaginales; Ustilaginaceae
Exons: 1
Coding region: 1-1254 (417 amino acids)
Source: RefSeq, a predicted model, not a curated record
AUGGAGCCGCUCGGUCUCGGCUUUCCUGACUUUCCUGCCUCAUCCGAACUUACGCCGGUGCUGCUCUCGGCCAUCACCUCGGUCGCCUCUCUCCACUCGCCGUUCUCAGAACUAAGGGCGCGGCAACUGCAACUGCGCCAUGAUGUGCUCCAACGCACCAUGCCCUACGCACCUGCUACGGCCGAAGACGACUUCAACCCGGAAAGCGGAAUCGGCACCGAAGAGGUGGUAGGCGCGUGCAUAUGGAGCACAUACCAAGGGUCCGAGGAGGCGUGGAAGGUGGCGCGGGCAGCGAGAUGGUGGAGUGAAAAGUACAGCUACGAGACGGGUCCACAUGCUGGGUUGACAGUGGGUGAAAUAGUAGCCAUCCUACCGCCAGUGCGACAUGUGACGAUGCAGGAUCGAGUGCGCAUCUGGCUGACAGCGUUUUUGGCGGAGCUACACCAGUGCGAGAUUCACGGCAAGGAGCCCAUCAUGCAGCUGAUCGACCCGGCGCAGUACAGCCAGGCGUUGAUGUCGAGCAGCAGCGACAACAGCAGUAACAAGACGAAAAUGACCAAACAAGAUGCUGGGUUGGUGUUUUACUCUCGCGUUGCAUAUCUCCUGGCAAGAACGAGAACGGAACAAGGGGAUCCGGAUAGAUUGGUCCAGGCGACACGAGACGUUACUGCGAGCUGGUGCUCUACUCGAGCAGUGCUUGCGAGUGACCCAGAAAAGAGGGAUGUGUACGACCACACGAUCGAUCUGCACCACAUCUUGGCAAAAGCAUGUGUGCUGAUCCGAGCCUGUCGCAUGUACGAGGAGCGUAUAUCGAACAAGAUACAGGGCGAGGUCAGUGCGGCCAUUGCUGCCUAUGUCGGUUGCUCCCAGACCUGCCAACAGACAUGCAUGGACGGGAUCAAGCUCCUCCUCUCGCCACAAACAGGCUUUGCCAGCAACUUGGCAGCGCUCCCUUCCAUCUACCACUUUUGGAUGGCGCAAUGUGCCAUGUUCCUGAUCGAACUGUGCAUGGUGGACCGUCUGCCUUACCGAUUGGGACUGCUGGUCGAAGGUCAGCUCGACGAAAUACUGCGCGCGGUGGGUGCAUUUAUGCAGCAGUACCUUGCAGAGCUGUCGGCGUGCAACACUGCAGUUGUGGUGGAGGAGCGGCAGCACGAGGCGGAAGCAAGGCAGGAGGAGGUGAUCAAGCAUCCGGCGCUGGAUGCCGCUUUGGCUGUGGCAGAUAUGCUCGCUAGCGUUCGAGCUACCGCUUAA